GCCCACACCUCUGUCCGCACAGGUGUGGCAGUGUGGCGGCAGCAUGGAGGUGCUGCCCUGCUCUCGCGUGGCCCACAUUGAGCGCACCAAGAAGCCCUACAACAACGACAUCGACUACUACGCAAAGCGCAAUGCGCUGCGGGCGGCUGAGGUGUGGAUGGACGACUUCAAGUCCCACGUGUACAUGGCCUGGAACAUCCCCAUGACGAACCCAGGGGUGGACUUCGGGGACGUGUCCGAAAGGCUGGCCCUGCGCCAGAGGCUGAAAUGUCGGAGCUUCAAGUGGUACUUGGAGAAUGUGUACCCAGAGAUGAGGGUCUACAACGACACCCUCACGUACGGAGAGGUGAGAAACAGCAAAGCCAGUGGCUACUGCUUGGACCAGGGUGCAGAAGACGACGACCGAGCAAUCCUCUACCCCUGCCAUGGGAUGUCCUCCCAGCUGGUACGGUACAGCGCCGACGGCCUCCUGCAGCUGGGCCCCCUGGGCUCCACGGCCUUCCUGCCCGACUCCAAGUGUCUGGUGGACGACGGCAGGGGCCGCACACCCACCCUGAGGAAGUGUGAGGAUGUGGCUCGGCCGACGCAGCGGCUGUGGGACUUCACCCAGAGUGGCCCCAUUGUGAGCCGAGACACGGGCCGGUGCCUGGAGGUGGAAAUGUCCAAAGACGCCAACUUCGGGCUCCGGCUGGUGGUGCAGAGGUGCUCGGGGCAGAAGUGGAUGAUCAGAAACUGGAUCAAACACGGGCGGCACUGACCCUCCCGCCUCCACGCUGGGACCCCUCCACUUGAUGUGGACCCUCGCAGACUUUGGGGAGUGUUGGGCUGAGCCUGCCGGGCUGGAAGCUGGCACCACCCCCCUCUGCACCCACCUGCCCAGAGCAGCCCUGGCCGUGCCUGCGGCAUCUCAGGGCUGGGCCCUGUCGCCGGGGAUGGUGGAGGCAGGCGGCCAGGGCACCGGCCACUCCAUUGGGGAUGCAAACUCUCCCUCCUGGGACAGGUGGCCCUGCCCAAGGGAGGGCAUCUGAGGACAGCUCACUCUGACUCUGAAUCACGUGCCUUUUCUACGGUAUGUCCUGUCGAGGCUGCCUGGACAGCCUCCUCUUCUGCAUGUGCUAACGCCCUUGUACAUACCCCAACGCGGAAAUAAGCCCACCCUGUCCCACGCGUGAGGACGAGCCCAGGCAUCUUGGAUCAACAGAGCUUGGCCUCGGGGCAGAACCACCGCUGCCCUCACUCCCCCGCCCCACCGUCUUAUCAUGAACUAAGUUAGAAAUCAAAGAGCAGCUCCUCGUGGUCUGGUAAGAGGGGAAGUGGGGAGAAAGCCACAGCUGCACUGGUCACAGACAAAUGCCAGGGGCAGUGUUUAGGAGACUGACUGACCACUUCAGCGGAGACCAAAUAAAGACUGGAUUACCCAGCAGGGAGGCCGAUGUCCGUCUGCGUCUGAGUGGGAAUCUGAGCUGGCGGCUGCUGGGCAGGCGUCCCCAAUCUGCCAUCCCACCAGGGGCCCGGGCUCCUGCCAUCCUUCCCCGCCCUGGCCCCUCGCCUGUUUCUACAAAUAAAGUUUUAUUGGCACACAGCCAUA
Galeopterus variegatus (Sunda flying lemur) is the source of this 1588-nucleotide messenger RNA. RefSeq names its product polypeptide N-acetylgalactosaminyltransferase 9 (gene GALNT9). The transcript is spliced from 5 exons. The record is from RefSeq and is a predicted model, not a curated record. Lineage: Eukaryota; Metazoa; Chordata; Mammalia; Dermoptera; Cynocephalidae. Bases 44 to 757 code for a protein of 237 amino acids. Gene Ontology annotation, cellular component: Golgi apparatus.